AUGGCUCCGACGCCACGAUGCCCGGUCCUCCCCGACGAGAUCAUGGAGGACGAGAUCUUCGCGCGGCUGCCGGCCAAGUCCGUGCUCGCGUGCCGCUGCCUCUCCCGCGCCUGGGCCGCAGCGCUCUCCUCGGAGGACUUCACCGACCUCUACCACGCCAUCCACGGCGCGCGCCCUAAGAUCUUCCGCCUGCAGGACUCCUCCAACGGCGACGAGGAGGAGGACGUUCCGAUCGCCGUCACGGGCGACUGCUUCCCACACUUAAUCACGGUGUUCUGGGACGAGGACCCCUCGAACCGCCCCAUGCACCCGAGCCUCGCCACGACGCAUUGCCGCGGCCUCGUCAUCCUCGAGCAUGUCCCCACGGGGAUCCACUUCCUCUGCAACCCGUCCACCGGCCAGAAGAGGGCGAUACCGGAGGGCCGGACGACGGGUUGCCGGCGUCCCCGCGAUGUGAUGGAGAGGUACGCGAGCCUAGGGCUCGGUUACGACGCGCGCGCCAGGAGGCACAAGGUUGUGCGCGUCUACUACCGUGGCCGCGACGGCGAAGGCCGCCCCGCGUCCGUCGGGUGCGAGGUUUACGUGGUAAACGACGGCGAUGGCUCCACGGAAUCUUGGCGCCCGAUCCCCGCAAGGCCGGCGGGUUGGGUGAAACAGGUCAAACCGAGCGUCUUUGCCCAAGGGCACGUGUACUGGUUAGCCCACCGGACCCUCGGCGACCGGUACGAAGAGAUAGGGAUGAUCAUCGUCUCUUUCCCCGUCUGCGAAGAGACCUUUGCGACCGUGCCGGCACCGCCGGGCAUCCAGGAUGAGGUUCUGCGCAAGUGGCGGUGUCUGACGGAGCUCGCUGGGAGACUGUGCCUUUUCUCCAGCUAUGAGCAUCAGUACCAUGUCUGGCUACUGCGUGGACAUGGACCAGGCACCGUGUGGGAUCUACAUUGCCGAAUAAUCGAGGCAGGCACGGCGGUCAACAGGGUCAUGAGAGGUAUCCCACUGGCCCUUAUGGACAAUGGCCGGAGCAUCCUCCUAACGCAAACUGACUUUCCAAAGGACAUUUGGGCAUACACCCCAUCGAGCGGCGACAUUGAGAAGCUCAUCGACUUGAAGAGCUUGGUCCAUCGAAAUAACUGGCUCUUGGAGGUUGCGGUGUACGAGGAAAGCACUGCGCGUCUCGGAAGGCUGCCACACGGGGACAUAGUCUUGGCCUCAUCGCUAUCUACGCAGGCCAUGUCGCUGGUGCUACAAUUGUUAUCGGAACGCACGCUCAGAAGGCUUAUGUGCGUCUGCCGGAGCUGGCAGAACAUGAUCGCAAGUGAACUUUGGUGCUCUGAGUACACGCAUGCACGGUGA
Molecule: messenger RNA, 1350 nt
Organism: Triticum turgidum subsp. durum (durum wheat)
Lineage: Eukaryota; Viridiplantae; Streptophyta; Magnoliopsida; Poales; Poaceae
Source: the annotation of a GenBank genome assembly